GGGCACAAAGAUGCUUAGGCUGGGCUACACCAAACCUGGGUCCUGGGCCAGCUUCUGGGCCAUCCUGACCUUAGUGGGCCUGGUCACUCGUGCAGCCCAGAAAACCGAUGUCGGCGGGGAGUCAACGGGCACCUCCAUCAACCACUCCCAGACGCUGCUCCAACGCCUGCAGGAGCUGCUGCGGCAGGGCAAUGCCAGCGACGUGGUGCUGCGGGUCCAGGCUGCGGGCACCGACGAGGUCCGGGUCUUCCACGCCCACCGCCUGCUGCUGGGACUGCACAGCGAGCUGUUCCGGGAGCUGCUGAGUAACCAGAGCGAGGUGGUGCUGCAGGAGCCCCGGGACGGUGCUGCGGUCUUUGACAAGUUCAUCAGGUACCUCUACUGCGGCGAACUGGUCGUGCUGCUGGCGCAGGCCAUCCCCCUGCACAGGCUGGCCGCCAAGUACGGCGUGUCCUCCCUGCAGCGGGGCGUGGCCGAGUACAUGCGCGCACACCUGGCGGGCGGCGCGGGCCCGGCGGUGGGCUGGUACCACUACGCCGUGAGCACCGGGGACGAGGCCCUGCGCCAGAGCUGCCUGCAGUUCCUGGCCUGGAACCUGUCGGCCGUGGCGGGGAGCGCCGAGUGGGGCGCCGUGAGCCCCGAGCUGCUGGCGCAGCUGCUGCCGCGCUCGGACCUGGUGCUGCAGGACGAGCUGGAGCUGUUCCACGCGCUGGAGGCGUGGCUGGGCCGCGCGCGGCCGCCCCCGGCCGUGGCCGAGCGGGCGCUGCGCUGCAUCCGCUACCCCAUGAUCCCGCCGGCGCAGCUCUUCCAGCUGCAGGCGCGCUCGGCGGCCCUGGCGCGCCACGGCGCGGCGGUGGCCGACCUCCUGCUGCAGGCCUACCAGUUCCACGCCGCCUCGCCGCUGCACUACGCCAAGUUCUUCGACGUCAACGGCAGCUCCUUCCUGCCCCGCAACUACCUCGCGCCCGCGUGGGGCGCCCCGUGGGUCAUCAACAACCCGGCCCGCGACGAUCGCAGCACCAGCUUCCAGACGCAGCUGGGUCCCAGCGGCCACGACUCGGGCCGCCGGGUCACGUGGAACGUGCUCUUCUCGCCGCGCUGGCUGCCCGUCAGCCUGCGGCCCGUCUACGCGGAUGCCGCGGGCACCGCGCUGCCCCUCGCGCGCCCCGAGGACGGCCGGCCGCGGCUCGUGGUCACGCCGGCCAGCAGCGGCGGCGACGCGGCGGGCGUGAGCUUCCAGAAGACCGUGCUGGUGGGGACGCGCCAGCACGGCCGCCUGCUGGUCCGCCACGCCUACAGCUUUCACCAGAGCAGCGAGGAGGCCGGCGACUUCCUGGCGCACGCCGACCUGCAGCGGCGCAACUCCGAGUACCUGGUGGAGAACGCCCUGCACCUGCACCUCAUCGUGAAGCCCGUCUACCACCCCCUCAUCCGGACCCCGAAGUAGCCAAGCGGGGCCCGGGGCGGGAAGCUCGGCGUCCCUGAGGCCUCUGGAUCGGGAAAUACAGGCCCGGCAGAGAUGGGCCAGAGGGACUAGGAGUGGCA
Molecule: messenger RNA, 1545 nt
Organism: Balaenoptera musculus (blue whale)
Lineage: Eukaryota; Metazoa; Chordata; Mammalia; Artiodactyla; Balaenopteridae
Gene: BTBD17
Product: BTB domain containing 17
Exons: 3
Coding region: 11-1447 (478 amino acids)
Molecular function (GO): protein binding
Source: RefSeq, a predicted model, not a curated record